Molecule: messenger RNA, 1611 nt
Organism: Mesitornis unicolor (brown roatelo)
Lineage: Eukaryota; Metazoa; Chordata; Aves; Mesitornithiformes; Mesitornithidae
Gene: ARSG
Product: arylsulfatase G
Exons: 11
Coding region: 1-1611 (536 amino acids)
Molecular function (GO): arylsulfatase activity
Source: RefSeq, a predicted model, not a curated record
AUGGGGACCCCCUCCCCGUGGGCAGUGCUGGUGCUAACUGUGGUGCUGGUGGGGAUCUCAACUCCCAGUGUGGUGUACGGGCAACCCAACUUCAUCAUCAUUCUGGCAGAUGAUGUGGGCUGGGGGGACCUUGGGGCCAACUGGGCCGAGACGAAGGAGACCCCACAUUUGGAUGAGCUGGCAGCUGAAGGGACAAGGUUCGUGGAUUUUCACUCGGCCGCCUCCACCUGCUCGCCGUCCCGCGCCUCUCUGCUCACGGGGCGCCUUGGGGUGCGCAAUGGGGUCACCCACAACUUCGCCGUCACCUCGCUUGGCGGCCUGCCCCUGAACGAGACCACCCUGGCCAAGGUCCUGCGGGAGGCUGGGUACAGCACGGGGGCCAUAGGCAAGUGGCACCUGGGACACCACGGCCGCUAUCACCCCAACUUCCGCGGCUUCGACUACUACUUCGGGAUCCCCUACAGCCAUGACAUGGGCUGCACCGACACCCCUGGCUACAACCGACCACCCUGCCCACCCUGCCCGCGGCACGGGGCUUCCAGUGCUGGCUCUGGGAGGGUGGCGAGGAAGGACUGCUACACGGAGGUGGCCCUGCCUCUCUUUGAGAACGUCGCCAUCGUGCAGCAGCCCGUCAACCUCAGCAGCCUGGCGGCUCACUACGCCGAGGAGGCGGCACGCUUCAUCCGGCGAGCCAGCGAGAGUGGCCGCCCCUUCUUCCUCUACCUGGCACUGGCCCACAUGCACGUCCCGCUGGGGGUCCCCUCGCUGUCACCCUCCUCUGCCUCAGAUGGGGGCAUCUACGGAGCCUCCCUGCGUGAGAUGGAUGCCCUGGUGGGACGGAUCAAGAGGGUCGCUGACCACCACGGCAAGGGCAACACGCUCCUCUGGUUCACAGGUGACAACGGCCCCUGGGCACAGAAGUGUGAGCUGGGGGGGCGCCCGGGGCCCUUCGUUGGGGCCUGGCAGCGGCAGAGAGGCGGGAGCUCGGCGAAGCAGACGACGUGGGAAGGAGGGCACCGGGUGCCGGCGCUGGCGUACUGGCCCGGCCACGUCCCUGCCAAGCGGACGAGCCCCGCUCUGCUCAGCACCCUGGACAUCUUCCCUACGCUGGUUGCCCUGGCUGGGGCGGCUCUUCCCCCGAACCGGCGCUUUGAUGGCUUGGACGUGUCCCCCGUCCUUUUUGGGUGGUCGGAUGUAGGGCACAAGGUUCUGCUCCACCCCAACAGUGGGGCAGCGGGGAAGGACGGGGAGAUUGAGACGCUGCGGCUGGCUCAGUACAAGGCAUUUUACACCACAGGAGGGGCGAUGGCUUGCGACGGGAGCGUUGGGCCAGCGCAGCAUCACCACCCACCCCUCGUUUUCAGUCUGGAUCGCGACAUCCAGGAGCAGGAGCCUUUGGAUGCAGCGUCCAGGGAGUAUCAGGCAGCGCUGCCCGCGAUCAGCAGGGCUUACACCCGAGCGCUGGAGGACAUCGCUACGGACAACAUCUCGCUUGCGGAUUACUCCAAAGACCCGGCCGCGACGCCCUGCUGCAAUGCCCAGCACGUGGCCUGCCGAUGCCAAGCGCUGGACCACGGCACGGGAAGAAGAGCCCCGUGGCUUUGUCUUUAA